Cavenderia fasciculata is the source of this 3723-nucleotide messenger RNA. It is a transcript of the gene dhkF, whose product is annotated as histidine kinase. The transcript is spliced from 6 exons. The record is from RefSeq and is a predicted model, not a curated record. Lineage: Eukaryota; Evosea; Eumycetozoa; Acytosteliales; Cavenderiaceae. Gene Ontology annotation, molecular function: phosphorelay sensor kinase activity; protein binding. Bases 1 to 3723 code for a protein of 1240 amino acids. Gene Ontology annotation, biological process: phosphorylation; phosphorelay signal transduction system.
AUGAUACAAAACAAUGGUUUCGAAAAGUCUUCAUCUUCUCAAACAACAUCACCAUUAUCAACAUCUUCACCAUAUAAAGCAAGACAAGAACAUUUACCCUAUUCUACAUUUUUCAAUUCAUCUGCUGAAACAAACCAUCAUCAUCAUACACCAUUUGUAUUAAAUGAUAAUAAUAGUAAUCAUAAUAAUCAUAAUAAUCAUAAUAAUAAUGUAAAUUCAUCACCUUCAACAAGUAAAUUAAAAGGAUGUCAAUGUAUAAUCAAUCAACAUUUAAAAAGUUUAAAUGUACCAGUCAUGACAAAUGGUAAUGGAAAUAGUAGUAAUAGUAGUAACAAUACAACACCAACAUCACCAACUUACUUUGAAUCAAAGAAAAAGGAAAAGCAAAUAUCAAAUGAAAAUGGAAUGGAUAUUGAUACUUGCCAAACAACAAUUUUAUCACCUUUAUCUUCUUCUUCUUCUUCUACUCCUCCUACUCCGAUAACUGCUUCAACAACAUCACGUGUUUUAGAAUUAUCAGUUAAUCCUCUUCCAGUUUCAACGCCACCAACAACACCAACAACAACAACAACGACAACAAUGACAUCAAUUGAUUCGAAUCAAUUAAUACCAGAGGCUAAAUUAUUAGAUUCAUCUGUAGCAAGUUCACCAUUUAUGGUAAAUUCAAAAGAAGUUGAAUGUUUUGAGCGAAUCCUAAUGUCUACACAUGAAAGCUUUUUCAAUAAUGUAGUAGAAUCACUCAUUCAAUUACUUGGUAGUAGGAACAAAUGUAUUACCAUUGCAUCAAUCUAUGACUAUGGUGUAUGUGAUGUCAUUAUUCAAUUUGAUAAUGGUAUCGUUUCUUCAUCCUAUUCAUAUGAUUCUGGAACUCUAAAAAAUAGUAAAGAUUUUAAACCUUAUUUCGAUCAACCAAAUGUCAUUCGUAUUCCUCUAGAAAGUCAAAAUCAUAUCUAUGGUGAAAUUAAAAUUUCCCCAAUCUCUUUAAAUGAAAAAAAUUUAAUUAUUGAUGGUUUAAUUUCAAAAUUUAUAAUUAAACAUACAAGUUAUGAAGUUGAAAGAAGAAUUCAUCAAUCAUUAUUAAAUAUGAUUAUUGAAUGUACCAAUGCAGAUAGUAUGAGUUUUUUUAAUUUAUUAACUCAACAAUUAUGUAAAGUUUUAGAUGCAAAUUUUGCAGCAGUAUCAUAUUUUUAUCCACCAAAUAGAUGUAUAACUUUAUCAUUUUGUAACAAAAAUUCAUUAAUUGAAAAUUUUGAAUAUGAUGCUCAAGGUACUCCAUGUGAAUUGGUUGUAAAUGAAAAGAAAAUUAUUUCCUUUUCUGAAAAUUUAGUAGAAUUAUUUCCAAGUGAUCAAUGGAUUCAAGAUAAUUUUAUAAAAUCAUAUCUUGGAAUACCAAUAUUUAAUACCAAAGGAGAUGUGAUUGGAUUAAUUUUUUCAGUUGGUGAAAAUUCUCUUAGACCCAUUUCUCAUACGACUUUAAUGUCACUUUCAAAGAGAGCUGCAGCAGAGAUGGAACGUAUCAAAGUAAAACAACAAUUGGUACUAUCAAAAACAGUAUUGGAUCAAUUUCCAUCGUGUAAACCACUUUCUUUUUAUCAUCAACAAUUACAUAAAAAACAACAACAAGAAAAGGAAACCCAAUCAAGAUAUUUUUCAAAUAGUACUACAUUAUUAUCAAUGUUGUCAAGUUUAUUAAAUGACAGUAAUAAUAAGAGUAUAUCGGCAGAAUUACAAUUAUUUAAAAAAGUUCAAGAUCAAGAUGACGAUCAAGAUGAAAUUUUGGAAGAGGAAAAUGGAUCGACCGAUUUAUCAUUGGAUGUAUUUAUAAAAGAAUUAUUUGAUGAAAAUAAUACAAGUUUGGGUUUCAUGGUUGUAUUUAGAGAUAUUACUGCAAGUAAAGCAAUUCAAAGUUCUCUAGAAGAAGCAAAUAAUCAACUUUCUAUAAAAUCUCAACUUGAAAUUCAAAAAAACAAAGAAUUAAUAGAUGCCAGAGAUAGAGCUUUAAAAGCUAUUAAAAUUAAAACUCAAUUUACUGCUACUAUUAGCCAUGAAAUUAGAACACCUUUAAAUGGAUUAAUUGGAAUGACAGAAAUGUUAUUAACAACAAAUUUGACAAAAGAACAAAGAGAGAUUGCAGAGACGAUACAAAAGUCUGGAGAUAUAUUACAUUCUGUAACAUCGGAUGUAUUGGAUUUUAGCAAGAUAGAAGAAUCAAAGUUGGAAUUGGAAAUGAUAGAAUUUGAUUUUAUUGGUUGUAUUGAAAAUACUUUAUCUACUCUGUCAAUGUCUUGUGUAGAUAAACCAAUCGAAUUUUUAUUACAUUUUGAAGAUAACGUAGCAAUUAAAAUUAUUGGAGAUCCAAUUAGACUACGUCAAAUCAUUUUAAAUGUUGGAUCAAAUGCAGUCAAAUAUACAAAUCAAGGUCAUAUUUAUACUCAUGUUUCAAUAUUGGAAAGAGUAAAUGGAAAGAUAAAGAUUAAAGUAUCUGUCGAGGAUACUGGUAUUGGUAUCCCUACCGAAAAAAGGGAUCGAUUAUUUGAACCAUUUUCUCAAGUCGAUGCAUCCAUUACACGUCGUUAUGGAGGAACUGGUCUUGGACUUGCCAUUUGUGAUAGAUUGACAAAAUUAAUGAAUGGUGAAAUGACUCUGGAAAAAAGUGUUGAAGGUCAAGGUUCAACUUUUUCAAUGACUGGUAUUUUUGAAGAAAUUCCAAAUAGUUGUAAUAUUGUUGAUUUUAAAAUUCAUCAAAAUUAUCAAGUACAAAAUAAUAAUAAUAAUAAUAAUAAUAAUAAUAAUAAUAAUAAUAAUAAUUCAUUUCAAUAUUUAUGUUUAUUGAUUGGAAAUUAUCAAUUAACAACAGAUGUAGUUUGUAAAAAUUUGGAACAAAUAUUUAAUCUACGAGCACUACCAUUAAAACCUAGUGCAUUGGAAGAUUUUUUAAAUAAUACAAAUGUCGAUCAAAAUAGUACAAUGUUUAAUAAUCAAAACCUUAGAAUGGUGAUGAUUAUUCAUCCAGAGACUAUGGAUAUUAAUGUUUGGAACAAGUAUGCAUUUGAUACUGCAACCUAUUAUCAAAACAAAAAUCGUAGUAUCAAAGUUAUAUUUGUAACUAGUUAUGCAAAUGCUAAAAAGUUGCCCAAGAAUCCUCCCUACAUCCAUCUAAACAAACCACUCUCUAUCAUCAAUACAUCUAAAAUUCUAUUCCACGAGGAAUGUGUUGAUGAAAUGAUCGAACAAGUUAGAACUGAACAACAACAAAAAGAAAAAGAAAAAGAAAAAGAAAAGGAAAAGGAAAAUGAAAAGGAUAUCUGUCAACCAACCACCAAUCAAAAACCAAUGGUUUUACGUGAUCCUGUACCAAAGGUUUUGGUAGUAGAAGAUAAUAUUGUCAAUCAAAAAUUAAUAUCUAUGCAAUUAAAUCGUUUGGGUUAUAGUUGUGAUGUUGCAGAUGAUGGUCUAGAUGGUUUCGAAAUGUUUAAAAAAGGAAAUUAUAAAUUAAUUUUAUUGGAUUUACAAAUGCCUCGUUGCGACGGGGCACAAGCAAGUUCAUUAAUUAGAUCAUUCGAAGAAGUAACAAGUAAAUCAAAAGCUAUUAUUGUAGCAUUGUCUGCUACAGUUUUGGAAUUUAGUAAAGAGUAUUGUUUAAAUGUUGGAAUGGAUUCUUUUUUAACAAAACCUCUAAAAUUAAAUCAAUUAAAACAAUUAUUGGAUGAUUAUAACAUUUAA